Molecule: messenger RNA, 612 nt
Organism: Fonsecaea nubica
Lineage: Eukaryota; Fungi; Ascomycota; Eurotiomycetes; Chaetothyriales; Herpotrichiellaceae
Exons: 1
Coding region: 1-612 (203 amino acids)
Source: RefSeq, a predicted model, not a curated record
AUGGCGACAGCUCCACAGCCUCGUCCUCUCCCUUCCACCUCAGGCGCACACAGAACCGUCAUCACAGUUUCCGUCAUUGUAGCCAUCCUCGGACUCAUCGUCUUCUCGGCUAUCUGGGUGAGACGCCACAGUCCAAUCCAAAGCCUCGAUGAGCGACAGCUACUGGUUGAACUGCAACGCUCCGGGUUGCGGCGACGUCGACGACACCAAGAAACACAACGAGACAAGGGUAUCGACAUUGGCCUGCUCCAAACCAUACCAAUUGUCAGAUACGAUGGUGAUUCUGGCCAACUGCGGCGGGCCAAGAGCUUGGACUUGGAACGGGGACACCUUUACAGGGAUGCUCUGGGCUGGUCUUUGGAGCAGAGCCAACGAAACAUCAAAGAAAUGUAUGCAGAAAUGGUUGCGACCGACAAUCCUGAUGCCAGAAAAUUGAAAGACAAGAUCCCAAGAAAACCUGGCUCUGAAGCCGAGGAGCCGGACUGUCCUAUCUGCGCACAAGCAUUUGUGAAGAAUGAAAUUCUUCGGAUUCUUCCCUGCGGCCAUAGACACCAUCAGAGAUGUGUUGACCGGUGGCUGCUAGGAUACAGCGGGACAUGUCCUGUAUGGUAA